Messenger RNA from Xyrichtys novacula (pearly razorfish), 20373 nucleotides. Lineage: Eukaryota; Metazoa; Chordata; Actinopteri; Labriformes; Labridae. The record is from the annotation of a GenBank genome assembly.
CUCUGCCGUUACUACGCAGUGCGGUUACGCGGAGGAGAUGUCGACGGGGAGGAUCCAGAUCCAUUAUUGACGUUUUUCUGAUCUGUAGUCCAGAGAUAUUUCUCAUCAGAGCUGCUGUCCACUACAAAGCAAAGAAUGGGAAGUAGAAUAUUGGGUUAUUUCUCCGCUGAAAGCCUGGCUGUCUCCACCGAACAACGACUUUUGUUUUUUAUUUUCCGGUGGGACUAGCUUCAUCAAGCUAGCGCUGUAGGCUAGCUUCGCAUAGAAGCUAGCUUGCUAGCCGAACUGCUGCCUUAUAGUGGCCCACAACAAACCUCCCAGCUAGCAGCCGUCGCAUGCACAGUGAGGAAAAAUGGUGAGUACAGCUUAUGUGUCGGCUCGUUUAUUAAAUGAUCAAUAUAUAACUGAUGAUUUAGUUUGAUUGGUCUAAUUGUCACAUCUCGGAAAGAUCGUCGGAGGGCCACAGAGCUAGCUUACGGUGCUACAAGGUUGACAGCUUGUGUCACCUGGCUGCGGUUUCCUCUACGGUGACAAUAACAGUGUAAUAAUAAUGAUCAUAAUAGUAAUGCAUAGAGGACAGAUAAAGUCAUAUUACAGAGUGUUGAAAACAAAGCUCCGUAAGUAAUAAACAUCUCUGAAUUAAGGUAUGAAAGUAUCACAGACAAAUGAAAGUGAAGAGAUCAUCAAACCCACAAAAACACUCAGUCACCUAAAGUAGGACAGUCUGUGAUAUCAGGAGACAUCAGGAAACACUUUCUGUUAAAAACAUCUGAACAAUAAAUACAUCUGAAUAAUCCAGUCACUAAAACAGCUGCAGAGGUGAUUUUGUAUUUGAGGUUAAUGUCCUUCUGUGCAGAGACGGUUACAGCUUAUUUAGUAUAGAUAAUGUUCCUGCAGUUCACUGACACUGACAUUUGUUAAACUGGGGGUGUAAUAAGACUUUAAUCAUGUGUUGUAUUUUCACAUUGUCUUUUAUAUUGUUGGUAUUAUAGUGUUUAUUAUCCAGGUGUGCCUGUCAUCUCACUCUGUUCUCUUUCAUGAUGUAUUCUGUUUGUAUUCCUGGUAGGGCUGGGUGAUACUGGAAAUAGUUUAUCAUGAUAUAUUAUUUUUAUAUCAGUGGAUAUCGAUCAAUAUCAGGAUAUAAAAAAUGAAAUCUAACAGUGUUUAUUGGUCGCAUGUCUUUUCCAAUACAAUAAUCUCCUGCAUCUGUGAGGUCUUUGUGUCUCUUCGACAUUUUUUCGUAAGGUGUCAUUCUAGAGAAAGCGGACUGAAAGCUGUUGGCUUCACCUGUUAAAGUGUCUGUCUGGCGUUUUGCACGAGAGAAAGCGGACUGAAUGGUCGGCUGUUUCAGGCGCCAUGGGCUCCUUGCUCUGCUCAGGGUUUGUAACCUUAAGCGUUGUGCGUGCUCUGCGGCGUGGCGCUGCUUCAAUGCUGUCGGCUUCACCUGUUAAAGUGCUAUGGUUGGGUGGAGCUGCUGUCUGCUACGACGCAGUUGUUUGAUACUUGGUUCUAGUUCAGCACAUGAUUGGUUCAGACCCCAAGCAACUCCCCUUUUCAUUGGCUAUUCGUAUAGUCUACCAAAACAUGAUCUACUGAUAUUGAUAUAAAAGUAUUUAUGUCAUCAAAAGCAAAGGGUGGCUAUUUUAAAGAAACUAGUAUACACAGUACAUGUUUUCAGUUAUUUCACACUUUUUUAUAAGUACAAAAGUCCACAUGUGUUCAUUCAUAGUUUUGAUGCCUUCAGUGAUAAUUAACAAUGUAAAUAGUCAUAUAAAAAUGAAGAACAGACACUGAAUGAGAGGGUGUGUCCAAACUUUUGGCCUGUACUGUAAGCCUAAUAGCUUCAACCUACUCCUUUUCCAUCUCCAAACAAAUAGGGAAUUUCAUGUCUAAAAUUGUACUGUUUGUAUAUUUGAUCAAAUAAACAAUCUGAAAUCAAACAGUCAUGUAGCAAAGGGAACCUUAAUACUAAGACAUGUCCCAGCCCCAGGUAUUGAUGAGGGUUUGACAAACAUUGUAUUUUAUAUUGUUUUAGUGUUUGGGUGUGCCUGCCAUCUGGCUCUGCUCUCUUUCACGUUAGUUGUUGACAUAUGGCACAUUCUGUUUUGUCAUCCAGGAUAACAUAGAAAGAUGAAUAUUGUUUGUUUGUGGUUUUCCUUGGUACAUGCUUCUCUGUUUGCAUGUGGAUUUUUACAAUCUAUUAACAACACUUCGGAGUCAAUUAAAUGAGUACAGCACCAGAGUGAAAGUCAAAGUUCACUCUAAGGGAGCAUGGUUGUCCUGUAACAAUGCCAAAGAGUUGAACUUUGAUACAAGAACAUAUCAGACAAUAUUGAUAUCUGACCCAAUAUAACAACGGCAAAAACUGACCUGGAAAACCACAACGGUUAAGUUUGUUGAUGAUUUAUUUCCAACCCGCAUACAGUACUGGUAGGGCUGGGCGAUAUGGGAAAAAGGUCUUUUUUCAUAUCAGUUGAUAUAUAUCACAAUAUAAAAAAUGAAAUGUAACAGUGUUUAUUGGUCGCAUGUCUUUUCCAACACAAUAAUCUCCUGCAUCUGUGAGGUCUUUGUGUCUCUUUGACGUUUUGUCGUAAGGCGUUGCUCUAGAGAAAGCCGACUGAAUGCUGUCGGCUUCACCUGUUAAAGUGCUAUGGUUGGGUGUAGCUGCUGUCUGCCACGACGCAGUUGUUUGAUACUUGGUUCUAAUUCAGCACAUGAUUGGUUCAGCAUGAAACAGACCCCGAGCAACUUCCCUUUUCAUUGGCUAUUUGUAUAGUCUACUGAAACAUGGCAGAAUGACGACUAUUGAAAAGUAUAUUGACCAUGUUUUAUAUUUAUAGAGAGUGAAAUUAAUUUUUGAUAUAUAUCGUUAUUGUUUUAUUGCCCAGCCCUAAGUACUGGUAAAGAAAAAGUCACUGAACACAGACCAACAUGUGAUGUACUAUCAAUAAUGAUAGUAAUAAUAUUAAUAAUGCAUCAGAUUUUAUAAAGCACUUUAUCAGAGACCCUCAAAGAUCUUUACAUCGUUCAUUCGCUCACACAGUCACUCUCUGGUGGUGGUAAAUUACCUUCGUAGUCACAGCUGCCCUGGGGCAGACUGACGGAAAUGUGGCUGCCAAUCUGCUCCACCGGCUUCUCUGACCACCACCAACCACCACUCACAAUCACACACACGUGGAGGACACACACUGGGAGCAAGGUGAUGAUAAGAAUGAACAGCAAAUAAAGAUUUAUCCUGAGAACCGUACAUGACCAAAGUAUGUUAUUAACUCUGCAUUAUCAUUUAUUUUAGUUAUUUUCUUCUCACUUAUUUAGUCCUUUUAUGUGCAUCAGUCUUUGUGCAGAGUAGUGAAACCUCUGUCCACAGUCCACAGGUCAGGACUAACAGAGAACAUAAAGGGACCAGGGGACACCUCUCUCCUCUGCUCUCAGUCUAACAGUAGUGUAACAUGUUUUAUCAUCCCCUGUAAUGACUGAGCAAACAGCUGACCUGUGUGAGAGCAGAGUCAGUGAUGGUUACUGUGAUGGAGGGCGGGGCAGAGAUACACAAGAAGCAGGAGAAGGAGUGUUACUUCAGCUGCAAACAAAGCAAACUAUAAACCUCACAAGUUUGUUUAGCAAUACUAAUUUGUUUUAUUAGUUCUUUAAAGCAUUAACAAUAUAAAAUAUAUCAUCAGUAAUGAGUAAUAAAUAACUUUUAAUUGGUCAUUUUGUCACUUUGUCUCUUGUAUCAGCACUAUAUCUCCAUGUCGACCAACCAACAUCGCAGCUUCUGGUUAAAAAUACAAGUCUUUCUUUUUUAAAGCUUUUGGUGUUUUUAGACACGAUUAAAUGUGAGACUAACUCAUAUAAUUUUAAAGCAUGUGGUGUUAAAUGUUGAAGAUAUUUGUAUGCCUGCCAGGAACAUUUAUUCUUCAACAGAAACAAUAAAACAGACUCUCUAUCCCAUGUGUCGCAGCUUUUACUGCCUGUUCUUUGGAAGCGUUCCACAUGUAGUUGUGAAGGGAAACCCUGCAGGAUAUAUCUGAUCGAAUCAAUAUUCAGAGACUACCUGCUCAACAGGUCGAUGUCAGCUUCAAUGUAGAGAGGACUUUAUAUGUUUCAGGUAUACCUGCCUUAAACAGAUGGACAUAUAAAUGUCUUCAGUUUUGUUUGCUCUGCUCUUCUGAACAUUUGAGAGGCGGGGUUUAUUCCUCGCUGAUUGACCUGGUAUUUACUCCUCGUGUUGUCAGGAACGGUUUGUGCUUCAGCGUGAACAUGAAGAGCUGGACUCUCAUCGUUUUAUUAAUACAUCUGUUUCUCCUCAGGAUGUCUCAUGCUGUAUUUUCAUUAAUUAAAGCAGCUUUUAUCAUUAUGGAGUAUUUUUAUAUUUUGUCUUUGUCUUUGACCUUUCUGUUUUCAAAUCCACACUCUUUAAGAUAAUCUAUUUUUUCCAGUAUCGUCGCUCACGUUUUGCAUUUUUUGUUCCCUAUUUAAUAAUGCAUUGUUUUUUUAUUAUUUCAAUUUCACUGAACAGAGAGUCAGGUAACCAGGGCAACGAUGAACUCCUCAUUUUUCUGGUUAGAUUCGUAGGUCUGGCAGAUUUUCAGGUAUUGUGGUUCAAUCCUCAUUGUCUUAUGAGAAACAUUGUGUGUGUGUGUGUGUGUGUGUGUGUUUGCAGGUGUACCUGUUAAACCCUAUAGAGAACCUGAGGAGCUACAUCAACAACCGUCCACCGCUGGUCAUCUUUAUGAUCAGCGUCAGCGCAGUGGCCAUCGCCUUCCUGACUAUCGGUUAUUUCUUCAAGAUUAAAGAGAUCAAGUCUCCAGAGCUGACAGAGGUGAGUCACACCCACACAGACAGGACAGGAAUAUCGUCUGCUCCUGUAAGUGUCCUGAGAUUCCUGUAAAGUGGGGUCAUUACUGAUCCCAAAUGUCAGCGCAUGACCUCAUCCAUGAGCCCGGUCCCUUGAACCAUGUGGAUUUUGUUUUGACCUUCUCACCCCUAAUUUCCAACGCAUCCUGAUCGUCUACUAAAAGGUCAUAUCCACCGAUCAUAGCUGAUCAUAAUCAUGCAACACCUCACAAACAGAUCUGGUAGGAAUUGGCAGAUGACGAAAAUCGCCACCGUUCCGGGUUGCAGCCGUUACGGAUGCGGCGAAAAUUGGGGGUCAGCCUCUGCAGGUUUCACCCUGAAAAGUUGCAGAUCAAAAGUUACAGAUGCUGCAAACAUGGAAAUAAACCAAUAAUAAAAAAAAUAAUACCACUAAAGGAGUAAAUGUGAACUGGAUGGAUUGUCUCUCUUUGUCUCCUCAGGACUGGAACACCUUCUUGCUGCGCUACAAUGAACUGGACUUUUGCGUGUCCGAGAACGAAACGAUAAAGCACGGUCUGAACGAGUCGACCACGCCGGAGAGCAUGGUCGUAACCAGCGGUCAGGCUCGUUCCAGCACGCAGGUUCCCCUGCUGCUGGAGGACUCGGGUCCCAUCAACAUCUCAGUACCCAUCACCCUAACGCUGGACCCUCAGCGUCCAUUCGGAGGGUACUCCCGCAAUAUCACCCACCUGUACGCCACAGUGCUGGGGCAGCAAGUUGGCCUCUCUGGUAGGUUCCCUUUCACAGUUUCUCAUGUGUUCACAGGAAAUAUCAGGCUAAGAGACAGUUUCUUUCACAGAGCCGUCACUCUUUUGAACUCUCACCCUGUUAAAGCACGCUAAUGGCACUUAGUUAAAUGUAAUAUAAUGUAAUUAAUGUAAAUACUGACAACAGCAACUUCAUACCGUCUCUUAUUUAUCUGUAUAUCUUUAUAUAUAUAUAUAUAUAUAUAUAUAUAUAUAUAUAUAUAUAUAUACAUAUAUAUUUAUCUGUGUUGUAAAUACUAUCUGAUACUUGCGCUAUUGCACUCCUGGUUAGAUGCUAAACUGCAUUUCGUUGCAUUGUUCUGAACAAGUUUCAUGACAACAAAGUUUAAUCUAAUCUAAUCUAACCUAAUAAAACUGAGCUGGUAGUUUAAACUAAACACAACCAGAGUUCAGAAAAACGUUUGAAAUCGCAAACGAAAUCUGGGUAGAAGCAGAAUUUGAUGGUUUACUAACCUUUUAGACUAUUAAAAAACCUUUAGUUGAAAAUGCUGCGAUGAUGAAACUGUUUAGUUUCAUGAAAAAUACGCAUUUUAGCGGGUUUGUCCUCCUCCUCUUAAUACAACACUGAACAUUUGGGACCAUGAAGAUCCAGGAUUUCAGCAGCUCAACAGUUUUUGUGGAGUGUUUUCAGAGCUGAGUAGACAUAAAUAUAUAGUAAACUUGGACACUGCAGGUCAUAGUUGACUCCUCUGUGGAUAUAAGCGCUUUAAUGUCAGUGUUAUUGCUGAAAGGAAAAAUUGAAUGCUGAUUCCAGCGCGUUACUCUAGUCCCAAACAAAUCAUGGACCUUGUCUUUGUUUUCAGGUGAGAUUAGUUUCUGCACUUAAGGUCAAAUAAUUUCACUUUAUCCUCACUGAUAUGAAUCCCUCCCAGACCGGCUGUGUCUGCGGUUUUAACCCUCUACCUCUGAGGAUCGUCCUGUUAAACCUGCUGUGUUCAGACUGACUCUUCUGUGCUCUGUUUAUUCUCCUUCUCUGCACAGUGAUGUACUGCGGUUCAUUUGACCAAAUGUUUGAUGCUUUGCACUCUCAGGUUUAGCAGGAAAUGGUGUUCUUGUUUGUGUCUGACUUUAUAGCACAUAGUAACUUAUUACAGGUUCAGCUGUCUGGCAACAACUCACCGCGAGGGCCUGAAAUUUGAAACCACCGGAGCAGAUUAGCCGAGUCAAAAUGGAGAUAUGCAAAUGUUUUAUAGCUCUGAGUAAAUAGUCUGGUUUGCAGAGCGCUUAUGUUUAAAGGUGGAGAGAGGUCACGGAGGAAAUGUCAGCUUGCUCUUUUGUCGGAGCUUUACUGAAGAAUAAAACAUGUGUUCAUAAAAGAUUUUCUCUUAAUAGACCAUUAACACGACAAAGUACAGGUUUAGUAAUCCUUCCUGUAUGAACUGCAUUUAAAUGGAUUAGUUUUCUUCACUAAUGCUGAACUGACAGGGAUUUUAAAAGAGAUCCUAAUGUCAACAGUCAGAUUGGAGCCGAUCCUCUCACACUGAUCAUUUAUAUCAGCUAAAGAGAAACAUGUGAAAGAGUGGAUUAACUGUACAGUCAGGAGGAUAUGUGAUAGGAGAAUAAUCACUGAGAUAUUAAUGUUGAAAUAUUUACCAAACACAAGACAGGCUUACACAUUAGCUUUGUUAUUGAUUUGAAGAUAAUGAGAGAUUUCAGCGUAAAAGACCUUCAGCAGAGGCAGAGAGACCAUCAUCCACCUGUUUGUAAACUUCAUGUGCUCAUUAAAGGGAUAUUCCGGCGUAAAAUUAAUUUAGGGUCAAACACACCGUAACACUGAGUGAGACCCCCCCCUCCAGAGAUGAACGUUGCCGACCGCUUGCUUCUCUAGUUAUGCACACUAAAGACAACUCACCUACUCUCUUCCAGCAGACGCUUGUUUGUAGUGCGACCUCAGGCCAGUCCAUUACAGACUACAGCGGGGUGACACAGCUCAAGGAAGAACAUUUAUGAUCAUUUCUUUAUCGUUUCCUUGAAGUAAUAAUCACCAUAUUGAUCAUUUUACAGACGCUGUAGUUCUUCUGUCUUAGCGUCUCGGUCUGAUUGUAUUUCCAUGAAGAAAUGAUCAUAAAUGUUCUUCCUUGAGCUGCGUCACCCCGCUGUAGUCUGUAAUGGACUGGCCUGAGGUCUCACUACAAACAAGCGUCUGCUGGAAGAGAGUAGGUGAGUUGUGUUUAGUCUCUUUGCUAAAGAAAUGAGUCAAAGUUAAAAAGAUGUUUGGUGUCUAGUACUAUGUCUGUGACCCUAUAUGUCCUGUUGAUGAAGUUAGGUGCUGUUCUGAGCAUUAUUUGUGGCUAUAGAGUGGCGUUUUGGUUGGGGGCGUGGCUCUCUGUAUUGCUAUCCUGCGGUCGUUACUAAAGUUGGUAUAACUAGAGAAGUAAGCGGUCGACAACAUUCAUCUCUGGAGGGGGGGUCUAACUCGGUCCCUUUAAUGAGCACAUUUACGUUUCCGUCUGAUUAGCUUUCGGAUAUAUGGAGCAUAGAUCAGAUUGAAAGAGAAUCACCUAGAUCAGCUCCGCACUGACCAAUGGGAGUUUAAUUCGGUUAAGAUGGCUCGUUGUUGUCCCAGCCCGUCCCCCUCGGAUAUGUAGUUCUGUUGAUACAGCUUUAUCUAUCUCUAAUCACACCCAGGAGUCCACUCUGUCUGACAGAUAAUCUCCUAAUCCCCUCACAGUUUGAUUGUGUUGCAUAAGCAUGAAGAAUCAGCCUGUCAUUUGAUAUCAGGGGAGUAGCUUGGUAUGAAAUCAAGCAUCUCUGCUGUGGGAGCUGAAGUUAGGCCUGUUCAGACCGUCCUAAACUCAAAGACAGACAAAAACGCGUCUCUUUGGUUGUUUUAGCCUGUGAAUGGGUCAAAUUAAAAACACUUAUUCUAAUGUCAGUAAAAGAGUAAAGCUGCAUGAAAAACAUCGAUCAGAGGAGAAAGCUCACAGUCCAGUUUCUCCUCUCAGACCCGGUCUCUCUCUCUCUCUCUUAUUGUUCUGUUCACUGUGUUUGUGUUUAGGCCGGGAAGCCCAUGAAGAAAUAAACAUCACGUUCACCCUGCCUGUAUCCUGGAACUCAGACGACUGUGUGCUGCACGGACACUGCGAGCAGGUGGUGUUCAGCACUUGCAUGACCAUCACUGCGGCCAGCAAUAUCUUCCCAGUCACAGUGUGAGUUGGAGCGGAUCCCUGACUCACAGGGACACACUUUGAGUCUCUGCCUGCAGCUUUGUUACCGAGGAAAACUAAAGAAACUUCUGGGAUCAAUCUCUGUGAAUCACCUCAACAAAUACUCAGUCCCUCCAUUCAGGGUUCAAUUAUAGCAGCUAAGCAACGAUGCGGCCUCUGAGAAAGGAGCCGGUCGACUGUAUUGAUCUUCAUAUUGGCUGGAAUCAAACAAACAUUUUAGAUAAAUCCACAAGGCUCGACAGUGCGACUAAAAAUAUAUGUCAGCUGAAAUCAGCCAAGGCAACAAAUGUUUUCCCUGUAAAUACGGCGGUGAAGUUAGUUUCAGGUUGGAUAUAUUCUCCUGUAAAUACGGCGGUGAAGUUAGUUUCAGGUUGGAUAUAUUCUCCUGUAAAUACGGCGGUGAAGUUAGUUUUAGGUUGGAUAUAUUUUCCUGUAAAUACGGCGGUGAAGUUAGUUUCAGGUUGGAUAUAUUCUCCUGUAAAUACGGCGGUGAAGUUAGUUUUAGGUUGGAUAUAUUCUCCUGUAAAUACGGCGGUGAAGUUAGUUUCAGGUUGGAUAUAUUCUCCUGUAAAUACGGCGGUGAAGUUAGUUUCAGGUUGGAUAUAUUUUCCUGUAAAUACGGCGGUGAAGUUAGUUUUAGGUUGGAUAUAUUUUCCUGUAAAUACGGCGGUGAAGUUAGUUUCAGGUUGGAUAUAUUCUCCUGUAAAUACAGCGGUGAAGUUAGUUUCAGGUUGGAUAUAUUCUCCUGUAAAUACAGCGGUGAAGUUAGUUUCAGGUUGGAUAUAUUUUACUGUAAAUACGGCGGUGAAGUUAGUUUCAGGUUGGAUAUAUUUUCCUGUAAAUACGGCGGUGAAGUCAGUUUCAGGUUGGAUAUCUGACGGACAUUCUCUGAGGAUCUACCGGUGUCUUCUCUCUCUCCCUAACCGGGAAUAACAACAGCAGCGCGGUUAAAUCUACUCGACACCCUCACUGUCAACGUCGGUGUUGAAUAAGGGACCGUCAAUAAAUUACCGGUUGAUGUUCUCAGAAAAGGCUGUUUUCCUUCCAUGUCAUGUGACCAAUUGACCUAAAAUUGAUAGUACUUAUGUGGACCAAUAAGACAAACAUUAUGUGAUCAGUUUUCAUUGUUCCCCUAAAGUUCUUUGUUUGCUCCUUGUGAAAAAACGUUUGUGUCAAGCCCUGAUCCAACAGGAAAAACCUAAGACUCUCCACAUGGAGGAGUGUUGUAGUCGAGGUUCAGCACUUGGAGCAACAAUCUGCAGGUUUAUUUCCUUAUUUUUUAGCACAUAAAGUAAUAAACAUCCUUUAUGAGACUUCCUUUAUGACUCAGACUUGUUUGGUCCCUGGAGUCCAAUAGCAGCGCUGCGUUGACUUUUACACAGUUGAAGUUGGCAGCGAUGAUCAGGGCUGACAGAUGUCUGCAGCAGAUGUCAUCAGCUGUGUUAAAAUGGGAGUUUCUUCCUGAGUAUGCAGUCCUGUACAGUGUGAAACUCUGCUCCUCUUCUGCUGUGAUAUCUGACAUGCUCUUCUCGCUGCCGUCUCUGACAGACUCAGUCAGAUACAGUUUUCUGUCAGACACCGCCGCGGCUCUGCUCUCCUAGCUGUCGAGCUUUGUUAGCAGUAAACCAGGUGAAGUCUUCUCCAUCUGCUGCCAUCUUGGUCGCAGUCUUUGAAGUCCCUCAGUUAGACUAUAACUUUUCUGACUGUGAGUCUAGAGCAACUUCUACUUCUACUUCUGGCUCGAGUUCAGCAGCACAGCCAAAGUGGAGGGCCAUCCUCUGGGUGUCUGAUAACUAAGUCUGGUUCUUUAGUUUUCCCCCAGAUUCAUCCACGUCUCAUUUUUGUCCCGCUGUCCUCGGAUCAGAUAAAAGAAAAUUACAAAUAAAUUCAAGAAUAACAUCUUUGACCAUUUUUAUGCUCUCUGCAUAACCAACAUCACACAAACAGUCUAAAGACCCGAGUUAACAGACCUCCAUCUUUGUUUUGGUUUACAGGCAGCCACCCCACUGUGUCCCAGAGACGUACACCAACGCCACGUCCUGGUACAAGGUCUUCACCACAGUCCGGGACUCGGAUACCAAGUAUAGUCAGGACUACAACCCCUUCUGGUGUUACAAGGGAGCCAUCGGCAAGGUGUACCACGCGCUCAACCCAAAGCUAACGGUCAUCGUUCCUGACGUGAGUCACCUGCUCUUUCUAUACCUCUGUUUUCAUGAUUUCAGUUAAAGAGACUGAGAUUUUAAAAAAGUGUUUGGUUGUAGUUUUGGCGCUGUCGGCAGGUGCUGCUAAAUCCUGAGCAGACAGGAGGAUGAAGUUCUUUAAAACCUCCUUUAGAUAGAUUUUGAGUGCCUCACCCCCAAUUUCCACCUUCAUCCUGAUCGUCUCCUAAAAGGUCGUAUCCUCCGAUCGUAGCUGAUCGUAACCAUUCAAGUUAACGUGUCAAUUUACACCGACUUCUUUCCGUUCCUCUGCGGAUCGCCGGACUCCUCAGCUGAUCUCAAGAGUUCUAUUUUUUCUGGACGCCGGAGCAUGGCGGAUAAAUUCAGCACAGAUUAACCCGUGCUGGAAAGGAAGUCGGGCACAGACACAAAAUAAAACAUCCGGCUUCUUUUCAAAAUAAAACACUCCGUGUUUCAGGAGGAUCGUAUUUCACACCAUGCAAACGGGCGGAGACGAACAAGUGAAAGGUUUUUAGACGUCAUUUCACCCCGAUGACACCAUGGAUGAGGAGAUGCUGAUUCUAGAAGUCUAGAAGUAGAUUUCCUCCUCUGGAAGGACACAAUCUACUGCUUAUAUGUCUAUGUGUCUGUCUUUAGAGAGACAACUCGUUAUCGCGCGAUUGAACGUGAAUCCGCGGGUUCUUGUGAGUUCUUGUGAUUCCUGCUGUCUGUAAUCCGCCACGAAAUUCGCCUCACAAACGGAUCUGGUAGGAAUUGGCGGACGGCAAAAAUCACCGCCGUUCUGGAUUAUUGUUCCGGAUGUAGUGAAAAUUGGGGGUCAGUUCCUGAUAUUGCUCAGAUAUGCAGAAGACAGAGUUUCUACCUCCUCUUUGUAUAUUUAUUACCUUUCAGUUCCUUUAAACUGAAGUUUAGCUGUGACAUUUGUGUAAAUCUGUCAAACGUCAAAGUCCUCUACAGUUGGGAUAGAAACAGAACAGUAAUGUUUGGAUCCAUCUCUGGUGUAAGUCAUCAUCUUGAGCUCCAUCCCUGAUCCCUCUGUGUGUGUUUGAGCGCGCUCAGAUCAGGUAACAGUGCAGCCACAGCAUAUAUUUUCUCCUAUUGUUUCAGGCUCACUGGACCAUUCAGAGGCCAGCUCGGCCCUUUGAAUGGAUUCAUUGUCAGCCUGGAACGAUCUCCAACAAUCAGUAAACAGCUAACUGGGCUUCUUUGUGCUGUUGGCUCACAUUUACCUCAUCUUAACAGCAGACCGACAGGAGGGAUUAUAGACCCUGGAAAUAUCAACACACACACACACACACACACACACACAGUAUCCUGAUACACAAUCAUUCUGUUAAAUUUGAUGUUUUUCUUUGUUUUCUGUAAUUUGACUUUAAAAAUAUUAGACUCAAAAAAACUGAAUUCAUAGAAUAAAUACUGAUGUGUUUACAGCUCUGUGCUUCCUUUCCACCCUCCUUUCCUUCCUUCCCUCAUAGCUUCUUUCUCUCUUUCUUUAUUUCCUUCUCUCCUCUGUUCCUUCCUCCCUCCUUCCCUCAUUACUUCUUUCUUUCUUUCCUUCCUCCCUCCUUCCCUUCUUCCGUCAUUCUUUCUUUCUCUUUCAUUUCUUCCUUCCUCCCUCCUUCCCUUCCUUCGCUCAUCACUUCUUUCUUUCUUUCUUUCUUUUCUUCCUUCAUCUCUCCCAUCCUUCCUUCCCUUAUCUCUUUUUUUCUUUCCUUCCUUCCUUCCUUCAUUUUUCCUUCCCUUCCUUAUUACGCCUUUCUUUCCUUCCUUCCUCCCUCCUCCCCUCCUCCCCUCUUUACUUCUUUUUUUCUUUUUCUUUCUUUCCUUUCUUUCUUCCAUCCUUACUUCCUUCCUCCCUCUUUCCUUCCUUCCUCCCUUCCUUCCUUCUCCUUCCUUUUGUCCCUCAUUACUUCUUUUUUCUUUCUUCCUUCCUUGAUUCUGUUCCUUUCUCACUUUUUAUAAAUUCCUUUUUCCUCUUCUUCUUUACCUUCCUUUGUUGCCCCCCCUUAUUCAUCCUUUCCUGUCCUCCUCCCUCCUUCUCCUUUUCCCUUACAUGAUGAAUGCCUUUAUAUAAACACUCACAGAGUUGUUGUCGUCUCUCUUUCCUGUUUCCUUUUCUUUUUUCUUUCUUUCUCUGUUUGUUUGAAAAUAAAGUUUUAAUCUCGUUCUCUCAUAUUUCGCCCGUCGUGGUUAACUCCUCCUGAUCGUCUUAAAUCUGUCACUCGGUCUGUGAUGUUCAGAUUUCUCUAAUCAGAGCUCUUUCUGCUCCAGGAUGACCGUUCCCUCAUCAACCUGCACCUGAUGCACACGAGCUACUUCCUGUUUGUCAUGGUCAUCACUAUGUUCUGCUACGCAGUCAUAAAGGGACGGCCUGGCAAAGUCCGACAAACCAACCCCGACUUCUGUGCUGAGAAGGUACAACAGACACCAGCAGUGCUUUAUGACGUGAACAGGUAGAUUCAGACCAGCAUGAACUGACCGCUGAUUGGUCCAAGACUCGAUACAAAUCAACCUUCUGCUUCUCUGCUCUCUCUCUGUCAUAAGUCUGAACAUCUACAAAAUCUAAAUCAGUCUCCCUGGUAGAAAAGGGACCGGCAGGGUGAAUGCAGGAGGUGUUGGAGGUGGAGGAGGUGGGAUGGCAGGACACAGAGGAGCCUGACUCUGAACACUCUGACGUAUUUCUGCUGCAGAAAUAAAGAAACCUGUAAUGAGGCUCUGAUAGUUCUGCUCAGAUGUUCUCUGAUAGUAACGCCUGAGAUCUUAAAGGCUCAUUGUCUUUCUGCUGCUGACGGCCUCGCCUCCUCCUCCUCCUCCUCCUCCUCAUCAGCGUGUACCUGUGGCUGCAUUUCGCCCACAGAGGUAAUCGAUGAUCCUUCAGGUCUGGCGGCGUGCGCUGCAGCACAAUAAAGCAGACAGCAUUACCCUCAUGUAUCAGCUUUCAUCAGUCAGUUCACAUCAGUGCAGAGAUUACCAAUUUUAAGGUCGGUGAGCGAGCUCUGAGUCACCGCCGCCGCCGCCGUCAGGCCGCACAGAGGGGAGAGCGCGUCAACACGGCUAAUUAUAGGUUUUCAUACAGGAGGGAAAACUUCUCCAGGGUUUCACUCCAUUCUCUGUUUUUGUUCUAAACCUGUCUGCAGGUUUGAUUGUUAAUUAAAUAGUACAAUAGUUGGGUCCAGUUCUACAUUUAAGUCCGGUACUGAGUCAUGAGUGGGAAACUGAAAUACAAAGAAGCAGCAAGAAGUUUUACGUCUGUUUUUUCAACCCCGAUCCCAGAGAAGUUUAGAUGCCAUGACGUAUUUUUGAUGGUGUGUAAAUCGUGAAAAUUCUGCAUUUUAUUGAAUAAUAGAGCAAAAGCCACAUGAUAUAAUGAAACUAAAAAUUUAUGUUAAAUCAAAAACAUUUUUAUGUUUUGAAUUUGAUGGCAGCGACGUGAUCGGAAUAUUUUGGACAGGAACUAAAGGCAGAGGAAGAUGAAUGACGCUCAGAUACGGAGGAGCAUCUGAGGUGAUUUUGUUGGAGCCUCAGAAGUGAUGGUACACUUCUCUGUGAGAGACUGUGUGAGCGAGUAUCUCUACACUGUCAGACUAAUAUAAUAAAUAUGACGAUGUCGUCAUCUGCCGUACAUGAUAUCAUAAAAAAUAUACGUAUCGAAGAGUCAGAGCAGAAAACCGAUCCAAGAGCAGCUCCUCUGAUCCCGACAUUUUGGGACGUUUCACCUUAAGCUGAUUAUAAAAAAUGAUUCCCUCUCAGCGGCGCCUCCUUCACUUCUUAAUGAAGAGAUAUAAACUCUUAAUGAGCGACAUGAUGGGAGCCUCUCCAGACAGUCUUUUUUAAAGUGAUAUUUAUCCGUUUAAAGACUUCUCCUCUAAUUUAAAGCUCUGGUGGAGUCGAUCAAACUUUGGUGAUCCUUCUAUCCUGGUUUAUUCCAGUUUCACUUUCCUCCUUUUUCAAACUUGUCUCUGUUGUUCCUCUGAAGGGUUAAAUCGUGUGUUAAACUCCUGUCCUCUGUUGCAGGUGGCGUUGUCAGAGGGUUAAAAAGACAUCAGAGCGAUGUGUGAGAACUUACCUGUAACACGGACAAACUCCAAGAACUCACAGAAGAAGACCUAGAAAAUAAACAUACCAGUUGCCUAGUGAACCUUGGAAACACGAUAAGGGACACAAAAGCUCUGUGAAUGCAUUACUCUUGCAAUGUUGGGAUUCUCCAACCAAAGAUAUACAAGUGCCUGUAUCUGUCGUGUAAAUAUUUGUAGGAACUCUGAUACUCUGUGCAAACUCUCUUUUGUUUUUUUUUUUCUCUCUGUUCUGUUGGAUGAUUCUUGUUCGGUUGUUUUUGCCUGAGUCCCCUGAGUGUGCCAUGUCAGAACAUGCAGUAAGUUCAUGAAACAAAACGCCGAAAGAUCGGCAGCCAUUUCUCAGCCUCAUGACGUCUCACUCAUCAAACGAGACGAUGAAAACAAAAACCUAAAAAAAGAGUCUGAGUGGAUUUAUCUCAGAGUAGUUAAUGUUUGGUGUUGAAUGAGUUUAGAUCUGAAUACUAAAGUUUGGGAGACGCUCUUAAUUCAUCAGUAUGCACUUGUCAUUGCAGCUUCUGGGGGGAAAACAUUGAAUUUAGCACUUUCCUAUAUCCCCCACUGUGAAAUCAAGAGUCUGAGCAGGACACAAACACUUCAACAUUAGAAUAAAAAAGAGUCUCAAAUCAGCAAUCACUUUGAUGAUUGCACCGUCGUCUCCUCGGACAAACAGAGUCUCAGCCUUUAUCCUGUCAGACUCUUCGGUAAGUCGUGGAAGAAGCUGUUGGGCUGAAAUACUUCCUGUUUUGGUUUUUAUUUUCUUUUUGACUCUCUGCCUUUUUUCGUUUUCUUUCCUCCCUCCUCGCUCAUUUCUUCGCUCGUCUGCCUCGUUGUUCUCGCCUUUGAUUUGCUGCACGUGUCUGCGGCAGCUUUGUGCUUUUUGUACUUUUGCAGUUUUAUGUUUUUUUUUUUUGGUUUGCACCCGGAUGAAGUGGAACAUCUUGCCUUACUUACGGCUGACUCGUUUGCUAAAAAAAAAAACAAACAGGGAGAUCCUUUCCUGUCCUUCAAACAGCUCCUUCUUCCACAGCCAUCCCUCCUUCUCUCUCUCUCUCUCUUUCUUUUCUUCCACUUUUAUGAGCCUGUGGUUUGAAGUCAAAAUGGUGACCUUUGACCUGUUAACGUAAAUGUUCUAUUUUUGAUGCGUAUGAAUAUCUUUUGCUUUUGUUUCGAGGAAAUCAUCGUUUGUUCUUGUGUUUGCAUAGUUAGCGCACCUUUUCGAUUUCUUGCACAUUUUGUCCUGUGAUGAUGAUGAUGAUGAUGGUUUGAUUUUGUCCACGGUCACAUGUAAAAAGGUCUGACUUUAACUCUAUAAACCUUCUUCAAGUUGGACUCUCUCUGAUUUAAAUAUGGUUAUAUCUAUAAGUAUAUAAUUAUAUUUAUAUAGCUAUGAUAUUAUGUUCAAAUCAUUGUAUUUUCUUAUGAUUUUGUGGUACAACAAAAUGUGCAAAAGGUCACAUGGAGUGAGAAAAAGUGUGGCUGAGUUUGGGACGUGUUCAGAGAGGGGCAGCUUUAGACCAGGAUGAGGAUGAUCACGAAAUCCACGUUGACCCGCGUGAGACCGCCCCGCAGACGCCGAUGUUACUUCAACACGACUGUGAUAAAACCGCGAACAGUAGAAAACAUGGACGCCGUCUCAGUGGCGUCACUAAACGGUUUCCAAGAGAGCGUGGUCGCCAUAUUGGAUUGCCAACUCGGACUAGUUUUCAGUCGGUGUAACAUGAGGUAAAGAGGCGGGGUCAAGGCGGGCAUUAACCAGCUUGAAGGUGCAUUACUGCCACCUACUGGCUCAAGUGUGGAACAAGAUAGGAAAAAAAAAAAGGGAGUACACGCUGAGAUUCAUCAGACCCAAGAAUAUUCUGAGUGCUUCAGAUUUUUCUCUUAAAUUUAUUAAAAAAAUCUAUAAUCCAUCAAUAUUUUUCAGACUUUACGAGACAGUAAUCCCAGAAUUACAAGGUAUUACAAAGGCCCCUUCUAGUUCAAAAAUAAUUUUAUCAAUAAUCCUGAAAAAGAUUUUUUUAUUAUUGACAAAAUCAUAAUAAUCCAUAAAACAAAACUACAAAAACAGCGAUUUCUUAAAAAACAGACUGAGUGUGUAUGUGGCCUCUGAAGCUAAUGAGGACAGCCUCUAGUGGAUGCUCUGGGUACUGCAGUUUUUAAUCACGUCUGUAUUUGCUUCAGGACUUUCUGGAUAAAACUGAAGCUUUGAGCCUAAAAAUUAACUUUACUGAAACUCUGGAAAUAUAAAUCUGACAUUUAGAGAAAACAUGAUUUAAUUAUCGUAGAAACCCGACCUUUGUUAGCGAUGAUUUCGUGUCAAACCCCGGUUUAAAGCUGCCUCUCCUGUCUGUUAUGUAUGACUUCUCUCCAAUAGCAAUUACUGAAACAUUGAACUUACCUCUGUGUUUGAAUUUUGUUCCAUAUUUGAUGUACCUGUUGAAUGUACUUUUUUUAUGAGCAGCAUAAUCGAAAUCUGAGAUGCAAGAAUUCCAAGUGAUUUUCGAGGAUGAUGAUGAGGAUGAUGUAGGUUUUAUUUUUAUUUUUCUCCAGUUUAAAGGCUUUACUUGAAUCGUGUUUUUGGUCUGAGUGGUAUUCAUAUAUAAUAAUUAUAAUAAUAAUGAUAAUAAGGUUUAUCCUCUGAAUCGGUCAGAUUAUUGUACAUGAUAUUAUUGUUUGGUUUUGGUGUGUGUGUUGCUGAGUGUGAGUGGAAGCCGUCGGGUUGUACAUUUUCUUUUCCUCUCCUGUACUGAAUGACGCUAGGACAAGUCUUCCUACUUCUUCUCUGUAUCAGCAUGUCGCUCUUACUGUCCUCGCCGUUCCUCCUCGUGCUUUUACACUCAAACUUCAUGCUUUUAUUUUCUUAUCAGAAGAUCUGGCAGCUCUUACGGGACGGUUGGAUGUGAUUGGCGUGGGUGGGUGGGUGGGUUUGGCCGAGUGAAGAUGUGAAUGAAGGACGCCAUAAUAUGAUUGCUAAACCAUCCUAAUUUAUCCGCCGCAUUAACCUGCUUCUGAUCCCUCCUUUUCGAUCACGAUUGCUUUCAGUCAGAGUAAGAACUGCAUCUGUAUAAUUGCAAAAUGCCUUAACAUCGUCUAGUUUCGUUUUGUAUCACUCUUUCACAUAUCACACAUUGUAAAACAGCAGAUUAAAAAGACACCAAUCCAAACACGAAGCUCAUUUUAUCACUUCAGAGAAGCUCCGAUUUCAUGCUGCUUGUUAAGUGAACAUUUAGAGAAAUGGGUUUUUAAGGAGCAGAUGCUUGCAGUAGUAGUUUUUGAAGGACUCCACUAUAUCACGACAGACUGGAGUCUAAACAGAGGAGCCAUAUCUCCUUCGUUGGUUCAUCUCACAGUGUGGUCAGCAGAAAAACACACCAGUCUGCCGCUUCACCUCAUCGUCCUUUCUGUCAUGUUAGUAGCGCUUACAGGCAAGUAUUAAGCCGACUUUGUGCCUUCUGCACUCUCCAGCUGUAUCUUCCUCCUCCUCCUCUUCCUCCCUGUACAUACAUAGAUAGGACCCUAGAUUCAAUGUGGCUAGAUCAUCAUCAGACCCUCCCCCUCCCCAGUGGAACUGCUGUAAAUGAACUCAAGUUUAAAUAAACUGUCUCUAAAGUUCAACACCACUGUGUCCAGAUCUUCCUUUACACACCAACAACGAGAAGGACUUUGUCGGCACUGAGUGUAAAAUACCGUAAAUGCUCCGGCUCUCUGCUGGAGCGAAAAGACUAAAGUGGUCAUGAGUUUUUGAUUUAGUUACAGUCUCAGUAUCACUUCACAAAGUAAUAAUCAAAUAAACACCUCUCUCUCUCUCUCUCUCUUUAAAUAUUCAUAAAAAUCUAUAUUCAAGCCCAGAUUUGGAUUAAACUGCAUCACACACCGACUCUCUGCUGCACAGAGCUGCUCUCUCAUCCUGACAAGGGAUGGGAAUUGUUUAGAAUUUAUCGAUACGAUUUCUUAUCGAUUCUCUAAUAGAUUCUCAUUGAGAACAAAAUAGGGUUUGUUUGCAGUAACUCUUUAAUAUUGUCACCUUUGGACAGAAGACGUGGCGUAUCCAUGCACUAAUAAUUUGUUAUGUGACCUUCCCUUUGACCACAAAUCUGCUCACAGCUCGGUGACGUUCGUUUAUCUUCGUCUGUCAUUUUACUCUUCCCUGCCUCGAUGAAAGGGGCCGCCAAAGGUUAGCUACCCGCUGCAGCCUCUGUGCUAGCAUGACUCUCUACAUGUAAUUUAAGGAGAUCAAGAGUAUUUUUAGUAAAAGGGGUUUAACAUGGUGCUAACAUCUACACAACAGACCAGGACCUGGAGGAAAACUUAAAGCGGGUGACGCCGAGACGGAGCUCGGACACUCGGGAGGCCUUACGGCUCAGAUCUUUCUUCAGUGGUGGUGAAGAAAGAGCUGAGCCGUAAGGAGAGACUCUGGAUUUACCGGUCGAUCUACGUGCCGAUCCUCACCUAUGGUCAUGAACUUUGGGUAAUGACCGAACAAGAUCGCAGAUACAAGCGGCUGAAAUGGGUUUCCUUCGCAGUGUGGCAGGGCUCGACACUCGGGAGGCGCUCAGAGUAGAACCGCUGCUCCUCCACGUCAAGAGGAGUCAGCUGAGGUGGCAUCUGGUUAGGACGCCUUCUGGACGCCUCCUGUUAGAGGUGUUCCAGACAUGUCCCACCGGGAGGAGACCUCGUGGUUGGCCCAGGACCAGGUGGAGGGAUUAUAUCACAGCCCGGCUAGCUCAGUCGGUAGAGCAUGAGACUCUUAAUCUCAGGGUCGUGGGUUCGAGCCCCACGUUGGGCGUUAGUGACUUUUGAGAAUUUCCCAGUUUGGGAUCAAUGACGUAUAUCUAUCUGUCUAUAUCUCUCACCUGGCCUGGAAGCGCCUGGGAAUCCCCCAGGAGGAGCUGGGGUGAGGGCUGUCUGGGCUGCUGCCCCCGCGACCCGGAUGAAGCGGAUGAAGAUGACACCGCUGCCGCCGCCAAGACGUUAGCUCAGCUCCUACAUUUGCCUUCACUAAGAAGCGAAUCAAACACGGUACACUUCUGCAGAUGAAUUGCAUGCUGGGUGGACAAAUGUUUCUGCAUAUCGGAAGUAUUUCCCCCUUUGAUAAAAUUAAAGUUUGCAAGUGUUUCAAGUCGGCCCGGUAUCAUCUUGCGUGAAACUCUGGAGUGCUUUUGACGCGACGCCAUACUGGAAAGUUCUGAACCAAAACACACUUCUCAUGUAGAGACGAAAGAGGAACCGAUGAGCAGAAUCAUUUAGGAGGCAGACAAACAAUUCUUAGGAACCGAAUCACUGGGAACCGGUUCUAAUAAAGACCCGAGUAUCGAUUCUCAUCCCUAAUCCU